Messenger RNA from Coregonus clupeaformis (lake whitefish), 2136 nucleotides. It is a transcript of the gene chsy3, whose product is annotated as chondroitin sulfate synthase 3. The record is from RefSeq and is a predicted model, not a curated record. The transcript has 2 exons. Gene Ontology annotation, molecular function: glucuronosyl-N-acetylgalactosaminyl-proteoglycan 4-beta-N-acetylgalactosaminyltransferase activity. Gene Ontology annotation, cellular component: membrane. Bases 977 to 1990 code for a protein of 337 amino acids. Lineage: Eukaryota; Metazoa; Chordata; Actinopteri; Salmoniformes; Salmonidae.
UGCUGUGAAAAUAUGUGAUUAUGGAAAUGUAGGUUAUAUUUACUGUUUUGGCUAUAGGCUAGGCUAGACUACUUGCUUGAGAUGUAGGGUUUAUGUGGUGUGGCUGAAUGCAACAAUGUUCAACUGAUGUUGCCUCACUUUCCAUUACGGGUCUCAUUCGGACAUCACACAGUGAAGAGGAACAGCUCUGUUUCGCUCCGCCCUCUGUCUGUCUGCCCAGAAGGAAGACACUCUCCCGUUACUUCUCUCAGCAAUGAAUAUGCAUAGGCUACUACUGAUUGCCUGUUCCUGAAACGCAGAGAAAUUAGAGAAGAGGGACGGGGGAUAUGAAAAGUUAUUUACCCUGACGUCAAUCUGUAAACAAAAUGGCGAGUCAGGGGCGGAUAAACCAGCUUUAGGUAGCAUAUACCUACCUAGCGACAGUGUGCACAAACAAAACUGUAUUCGUGACAUUUCAAGACUGAGGAGAACGCUCAUAUUUGACAGCGGUAACAAAUCAAAUCGAGUUGCCUGAAAUGAGUGGAGUUAACUUUUGGGAGAAAUUCUUGCGCAUGGAGGAACAAUGUAGCCUAUCCACUGGAAAGUAAUGAGGAGUUGUGGUCUACAACGUUGCAUUUCAUUCGGACUGCACAGCAACUUCUUCCGUCGCCCUGGACAUUACAAAUAAAGAAGCUUUUGCCAGCGACCUACUGUAGCUACUCAGUGGACGUUUCCCCGGAACUGUGACAUGGCAGUCUACCGAUACUAAUAGAUUAUCUGCGGAUAAAUGGCUCGUUGGAUACAUUUUAAGGAUGUUAUCCACGGAGGUGGGGAUACACUCUUACAUUCAGGUAACACUACUCAUCUAAUGCACUUCGCAGAUGAGUGAUAACCAUUUAUGGAAACUGCUCGGUGUAAAACAGCUAUAUCCAGUGAGCACUUCUCGGAGGAUAUAUUUUGUUUAUACCAUAUUUAAACUCUCCAUUUCUAUUCAACCAUGGCCGUUAGGUCUAGAAGACCGUGGAUGGGCGUAAUUGUAGGGGUCUUUCUUGGGUUUACAGCGGCGUCUUGGCUAAUUGUCCCCAGGGUAGUGGAAAUCAGUGGGAAAAGAAAGAAGUCGUCGAUAUGCUCAUACUACAGUAAUGCUGCUGGCAUCGGUAAAGUGCCCGAAAUCAUCGGAAGCACCGCAAGUAAUGCGUUACGUAAAGACCCGGAGAAUAACCUGUCCAGCCAAGAGGGCAGUGAAGAGGAGGAAGAGAACGUUUACAAGACUGGUAACGGUAGUGGAGAUGGCGGGGGACCCAUUUCCAAACCUAAUCAUUUUCUCUAUGUCGGCGUCAUGACAGCCAAAAAGUACCUUGAUUCGCGCGCUGUGGCUGCACACAGGACGUGGACCAGUUCCAUCCCCGGGAAGGUUGAGUUCUUCUCCAGCGAGGGCUCUGAAACAAUCCCACUGCCCAUUCCUGUCCCGGUGGUGUCGUUGACAGGUGUAGAUGAUUCAUACCCGCCACAGAAGAAGUCAUUUAUGAUGUUGAAGUACAUGCACGACCAUUACCUGGAUAAAUACGAGUGGUUCAUGAGGGCAGAUGAUGAUGUCUACAUUCGAGGCGAAAAGCUGGAGUCAUUCCUGCGUUCUCUGAACAGCAGCCAGCCCCUGUACCUGGGUCAGACGGGCCUGGGCACAGCUGAGGAGCUGGGAAAGCUGGCCCUGGAGCCCGGGGAAAACUUCUGCAUGGGGGGCCCGGGCAUGAUCUUCAGCAGAGAGGUGCUGAGAAGGAUGGUGCCCCACAUCGGGACCUGUCUCAGGGAGAUGUACACCACCCACGAGGAUGUGGAGGUGGGCCGCUGCGUCCGCCGCUUCGGGGGGACCCAGUGCGUCUGGUCUUACGAGGUAAGAAACAAUUUGAUGUUUUGUGUGGUGAAGGGAGGGAGGCCUGGUGCUCUGUUGUGUUUCACGGAGAUGCAUUGUGCGCUCUCGUCGUGGGGGGUUUUGUCUUUAGUUUUCAAUUGACUGGUUUUUAGGGGCCUAGUGUUUUAUGCUAUUGUGUUUUUGUGGCAAAAGCCUCAAAUAGAAUGAGCUCUUACAUAGUCAUGGAUGGCAGUCGUUCUGAAGGAGACCAUUUGUAAGAAAAGUGUGUGUCUGUCUGUGUGUGUGUG